Molecule: messenger RNA, 738 nt
Organism: Entrophospora candida
Lineage: Eukaryota; Fungi; Glomeromycota; Glomeromycetes; Entrophosporales; Entrophosporaceae
Source: the annotation of a GenBank genome assembly
AUGGCUGUCCGUGCACAAUUCGAAAAUAGCAACGAAAUUGGUGUAUUUUCUCGUUUAACUAAUUCAUAUUGUUUGGUUGCGAUUGGAGGAUCUGAAAAUUUUUAUAGUGUUUUUGAAAGUGAACUAGGUGAUGUGAUUCCAGUGAUACAUACAUCAAUAGCAGGCACUAGAAUUAUUGGACGGUUAACAGCUGGUAAUCGAAAAGGACUUCUUGUCCCAAGUACUACAACUGAUCAAGAGCUUCAACACCUUCGUAAUUCAUUGCCUGAUUCAGUGCAAAUUCAGCGAAUCGAGGAACGAUUAUCAGCAUUGGGGAAUGUGAUUGCUUGUAAUGACUAUGUCGCUCUUGUUCAUCCUGAUAUUGAUAAAGAAACUCAAGAAAUCAUUCGUGAUGUUUUAGGGGUAGAAGUAUUCACACAAACUAUUGCGGGAAAUGUGCUUGUAGGUAGUUAUUGCGCAAUAAGUAAUCAAGGCGGCCUGGUUCAUCCAAGGACUUCUAUUCAAGAUCAAAAUGAAUUAACAUCUUUGCUACAAGUUCCAUUAGUCGCAGGAACAAUAAAUCGUGGAUCUGAUGUGAUCGGAGCAGGUCUUGUGGUAAAUGACUGGUGUGCUUUUACAGGAUUAGAUAGCACUUCAACAGAACUAUCUGUUGUAGAAAGUAUCUUUCGACUACAUGAUGCACAACCUACAGCCAUUGUCAAAGAGAUUAGAAAUUCAUUGGUUGAUAGUUAUAGUUAG